Messenger RNA from Gilbertella persicaria, 2884 nucleotides. RefSeq lists its product as uncharacterized. Bases 410 to 2884 code for a protein of 824 amino acids. The transcript is spliced from 3 exons. The record is from RefSeq and is a predicted model, not a curated record. Lineage: Eukaryota; Fungi; Mucoromycota; Mucoromycetes; Mucorales; Choanephoraceae.
GAGUUUUUUCUUGUAAACAGCUCUAUGACUGUCAUUGUCGAUUGAAAAAAGGAAGCUAUGACUGUUUGAGUUUCGUCACUCAUGUUCUUUUUUGGAGAAACAACACAUUUAAAACCAAAUUCAUAUGAACAUGAUGCUCAUCGUCACACUAUAGAAUGAACAUAAAAGAAGACAUAAAUAUAAUAGAAAUGCAGAAUGUUGUUUUCUAUACAAACAGACAUGGUUUCCAUUGUAUUUGCAGUUAUAAUGAUCAAUUACAAGUGUAUCUACAAACCAAAAAAAGUGAGUCAGAAUAUAAAAAAAAAUUGACUGUCGUGCAAGCGCUACACAAAAUAAUUUUGGCUUUAAUUACCUUUUCUUUUUUUCUGCCCUGGUCUUUCUUCUUUCUUUCUCUCUUUGUUUGCAUUAAAUGACACCAUCUUCACCUAUUUCGCCUUCUCCGCUUCCUCCUCGGAGACCUAAUAAAAGUAAAUUGAGAACACUAUCGACAACGAAUCAUGCUUCCUCAACAAAUUCUUCUAAUUCAUCCCUCAAUUCAACAGAUAUGCUCACAGAAUCACCAGUAGAACAACGUCCUAUCUAUACAAGUCGAUUCAAAGAACACUUCGACGAUAUUUCAACACAGCAAAUUGAUCUGAUCAGCGACAUUGUCCUGCCUCCUAAGCCAUCCGCAAAACGCCCUUCUGCAUUAACACUAUCGAAAAGUACAACGUCUGUCAUUUCACCUCUGUCUUCGCCUUCUUUUUCAAACAUCAAAAUGCCUCGAAUGACUCGAGCCUCUGCCUCUACAACACAAUUGCUUACACUGAAAGAUGAAUUGGAUUUACCGCCCGACCAUCUUUUUACAACGACCACAAAACGUGUCCCAAUGGGUGCAUCUUUGUCGACGCCACAUGCAUCUAGUCAACAUGUUUCAUCACGAAAAUUCGGAAGUAAUGGCUCCGUUUUGAGCAUUAAUACCAAUUCAUUCAAGAGCAAUCACAGCAACCAUAGUCGAUCUACUUUAAGCAUUAGUUACAAUCGUGCUGAUAUUCUGAUUACUCGUCUUGAGGGAUGGUAUCAGUUCCUGAAAUCAGUCACAAAUUGGAUUCAAGAUGUCUCUAAAAUUAGUUUACAAAGCAGCCGUGGCUUCUUUCAACGCGCCUAUCCGCAUUUGGAUGGAUCUGCUGCAUUUACAACAACAACAACAACAACAACCACUGCAUCUCCCCAAGUAACACAGAAUGUAAAUCAAGCUAUUUUGACUGUCCAAGCUGGAUUUCAAGUAUUGACUAUGCAAAUUGCUGCUGGACAACAAGAAUUCAGUAAAUGUUUAGAACGUGAUCAUUUAGCUGCACUCAUGAAGUUGCGUAAAGAAGUCAAGGAAAAGAUACAAACAUUAAGAAAUGAUCCAGCAUUGGCUAUGGAUGAAUUGUUGAGGCGUGCUGAGGUGACACGAAGUAAAAUGAUGUAUUUAAAUCAAUGUUGUAAACAAGCAGACAAGACAAAAGGGCCUAUUGAAAUGGAUCCUUGGCUAGCCAACAUGCUGGUUUUGAGACAGUUGAAAAGAGAGAUCGAUGAAGAAAAUCGUUUGAGACUUCUUAUGAUUCCAAUUCAACAAGAUGUCAAAGCAUUUGAGACACGACUGAUAAAUACAGUAAAACCAGCUAUUCGUUACUGUUAUCAAAAGCUGGCACCAGGAGCAUGGGAUGGUUCGGCUGACAAAGAUACAACUCCUUUUCGACAUUUACUCGAAAAAAUUGUACCUGAUCAUGAAUGGGAACAGUUUGUCAAAGCGCAUAAGAAAGAACUUGUGGAUGAAAAGCAGCCAUCCAAAAACUACCUUAGGAUUAAUUAUCCCAACAAACUGCAUCCUUCCGUUAUGACAUUGUGGAAAGGAAAGAUGGAAAGAAAGUUUGGUGUUCGAAAGCAAUUUACAGAAAGAACAUUUGUCUUGAGCCAAGGUGGCUAUUUGCAUCAAUUUAGUUUGGACAACAAAGUCAUGCCUGAGAAAACGUUUUAUAUUCCUACAUGUACAGUAAUUCCUUCUAUUGACAUAAAUAGUUUUCAAGGAAAGAAAAGUGUGUUUGCAGAAUAUGGAUUACACGAUACCAGCAAUACAUUUGAAAUUUGUCGACCUGCUAACAACGUAUUGCAGCGAGACAAGAUUUCAGUGUUUCGUACGUCUACUCGAGAGGAAUUGAUUACUUGGUGUCGUAUGCUGAUUCAUAUUGCUAGUGGUCUCAAUAUAUCCUCUUUGAAUACUCAAACCGCUUCGACUGACGAUUCCUUAUUAUUAGACUCUGACACUAAAAGCAGCAUCACAAAGUCAGAUUCAUCUACUACCAAAGAAUACACAUACACUUCACCUGCUCGUAGCUUCAAGUCAAGCAUGACAGAGGAAUCAUUCAGUGAUCUCAUUGUCCCAAACAAGAUACAUUAUGAAAUUAUACCAGAAUCUUUAGCACAGUCAGCAGUCAUUGAAGAGGAGGAAGAAGAGAAAGAAGAAAUGCAUACAGAUGCUGAAUCAUUUGUCACUGCUCAAUUUGAUCGCCUGAAUUUUUAUCAUAGUGAUAGUGACGAACAUAAUGAAGCUGUAAAUGAUUAUUUUUUACAUCAAAAAAGUCAACAAGGCAUUUUAGAUGAUGCAGAUGCUAUCAGUAUUGCUUCUACUUCGACUGCUAAAGGCCCUAGUGCAGCCAAUUCAGCUGUAAAUAGAUCGCCUUCGCUUGCCAGCACUCAAUUUGAUGAUGCUCAAUCUUCGCUUUACUUUUCAUCAGCAUCUGUACCACCUUCGCCUUCAUUAUCAAGCCAAUCAUCUGUAGUGUCAAUACCAGACUUUCAUUUGAUACCUGAAGCUAGUCAUACACCAAGAGAUGAUACGUCUCUAAUUUCUCUAGCCUAG